Molecule: messenger RNA, 23970 nt
Organism: Parus major (Great Tit)
Lineage: Eukaryota; Metazoa; Chordata; Aves; Passeriformes; Paridae
Gene: ZNF800
Product: zinc finger protein 800
Exons: 6
Coding region: 181-2238 (685 amino acids)
Source: RefSeq, a predicted model, not a curated record
UCGCCGCCAGGACCGCAGUCACUUCCUGCCCCCGUGCCCAUCCGGCUCCGGGGUCAGCGGCCGCCGCUCUGGCGGGACAGGGGCGAAUAAAGUUUAAUUCGGGGAGGGGGAAGCUGCCCGUCUUCUCCAGCAGAAACGAGCUGCUGGAUGUAGAAGGAAAGUAGAUCGUGCGCACAGAAAAUGCCUCUAAGGGACAAGUGUUGUCAGACUGACCACCAUCACCAUGGAUGCUGUGAACCAGUGAAUCUUUUGGAACCUGGUGAUCCUCCAUUAUUGCAGCAGCCUCUGCAAACAUCAAAAUCUGGUAUACAACAAAUCAUUGAGUGUUUUCGAUCAGGAACAAAACAACUUAAACAUAUCUUGUUAAAGGAUGUGGACACCAUUUUUGAGUGUAAAUUGUGCCGGAGUCUCUUCAGGGGGUUACCAAAUUUAAUUACUCAUAAAAAGUUCUAUUGUCCUCCAAGUCUUCAGAUGGAUGAUAACCUCCCAGAUACAAAAGAUAAGCAGAGUCAAGCCAUAAAUAACCUUCUUGAAGCAAUUUAUCCAAGGGUAGAUAAGCAAGAAUAUAUCAUUACAUUGGAACCUAUAGAAACUAAUCAAAAUGCUGUAUUUCAAUAUGUGUCAAGGACUGAUAGCCCAGAUGAGAACACAGAAAGUAUUCAUACCCCUGAUCAAGCUCCAGUACAGAUACAGGAACCCAGCACUGAGCAACCCAAGACUGUUUCAGCCCCUGCCCCAGUCCCAGCUGGGGAGGCUGUAGAAUUACCUCCUGCUGAUCCUGUUACAAACAAGGUGAUACCUACUCCUGAAGAGCAGCCACCAGCAGUAAAUCCUGACUUGGACUCUCUGGAUAAUUCUGAUUAUGGCCACCAGUUGAUUUGUUGCCUCUGUAGGAAGGAAUUUCAUUCAAGACGGAGUGUACGCCGGCACAUUCGAAAAGUACACAAAAAAAAGAUGGAAGAGCUAAAGAAGUACAUAGAAACAAAAAAGAAACUAAACCAGUGCUCUGCAAAAGGACGAAAUAAGAAUGUUCUCGUAACACUAGGUAGAAGUUGUCCCGUGUGUUAUAAAUCAUUUGCCACAAAAGCCAAUGUAAGGAGGCAUUUUGAUGAAGUUCAUAGAGGAUUAAGAAGGGAUUCCAUUACUCCUGAUAUAGCUACAAAGCCUGGGCAACCUUUGUUCUUGGAUACAGUUUCUGCUAAAAAAUCUUUUAAGACCAGAAAACAAAAGUCGUCUUCAAAGGCUGAAUACAAUUUAAGUGCAUGCAAAUGCCUUCUGUGCAAGAGAAAAUAUAGUUCACAAAUAAUGCUGAAAAGGCAUAUGCAAAUUGUUCACAAGAUAACUCUUUCUGGGAAGAACUCUAAAAGAGAGAAAGGACCCAACAAUGCUACCAAUGGCACAGAAAUAAAAGUCGAACCAGCAGAUUCUGUAGAACCUUCACCCCCUUCCAUUGCGCUUUCUCCGCAGAAUGAAUUAAAGGGAACAAAUCAUUCAAAUGAGAAAAAGAGCACACCGUCAGCACAGAAAAAUAAGGUUAAACAGGACCCUGAAAACCCUAAAUCAACUUCUAAAUCAACCACUAAAUCAACCUGCAAAUCAACCACUAAAUCAACCCCUAAAUCAACCAAUGCAUCUGCUGCAGGUGGCCAGCAAAAAACCAGGAAGCCAAAACUUUCAGCUGGCUUUGACUUCAAGCAGCUUUACUGUAAACUCUGUAAGCGCCAGUUUACUUCUAAACAGAAUUUAACAAAACACAUUGAAUUACACACAGAUGGAAAUAAUAUUUAUGUUAAAUACUACAGGUGUCCACUCUGCUCUUACGAAACGCGUCGCAAGCGUGAUGUGAUAAGACACAUAACUGUGGUUCAUAAAAAGUCGCCACGCUACCUUGGGAAAAUAACGGCAAGUUUAGAAAUAAGAGCAAUAAAGAAGCCAAUUGAUCUUGUUCUAAAUAAGGUGACAAAAAGAGGCUCUCAAAGGGAUGAAACAAAACAGAUUGGUUCGAAACAGGAUGUCACCUCUAAUUCUCCCAAUAAAAAGUAUGAAGGAGCUGAUGUUGGUAUUGAAGUAAAAGUAACAAAAAACUUUUCUCUGCACCGAUGCAAUAAAUGUGGGAAAGCAUUUGCCAGAAAAGCUUUCCUGGAACAUCAUAAGAAAACCCACAAAGCAAACGUAUCUCAUUCACCUGAAGAAAGUAAAACCAAAGGCAGAAGUACAAGAUCUAAAGCUGUUGUCUGAGAAUAGGAUUACCUAGAUUUCCAUUGGAAAUAAAAUUGUUGGCUGCUGAAGGUUCCUUCUUUUCAUGGUUGGAUAUAAAAAGGAACUUCCAUAACCACUGUUUAUUCUUUUAGAAAAGAAGACAUUAGGCUAUUAAUGUAAGUGCAUUUUAAAUCAUGUUCCUGAGUACCUGUAGAUUAAGAUUGGGAAAUUAAAAUGCAAACAUAGGGAUAGAAUAACUGUUUGUUUCUCUUUUUAUCCUUGUCUGUUCUUUAUCUGCUGUCUGUUCUGGAUAAGUGUGUAAUCUGCAUUUUGUAAUAUGUGAAGAUGAAGUUACUCCUAUAUUUAAGGUACGCUUUCUACUCACCAGCACACUGGAUAUGAGUUUUUAACUAAGAUGCUGUCUUGCAUCAUUGAUGGGGUGCAUUGGUUUGGCUCGUUUCACUUAGGCUAGCCAAAGACAAAUGUGGCUUCUUUAGCAGACCUUCAGAUUUAAUGUUGAGUCUUUUAAAAAGAGUUUUUAUUUGGAGUGAAUGUUAGAUACUUUACAGAAAACUUUUGGAUGAUCAAAACAUUUUGUAUAAAAUUUCUUUUUUUGUUUUUUUUGAAGUGAUUCUUUAAGUCUUCUAAUGCUAAGGCUUGAGGGGCUAGCUUUCAGGGACAUGAACUCCUAUUUACCAAUGAGGGAAUCUCACUGAUAUGGUUGCACCAGGCUUGCUGAUGUCUUAAUAUGCUGGCGUGUGUCUCAGAAUCACCUUUAAUUGUCUCUCAGCUGAGCUUGUUGGUCUUCCUGGUUAUAUUUAUGUUUGUCUUUAUUUUUAGAGUGGUUUCCGGUUUUAUGUUUUACGUGUCUUUUCUGUCUGAGAUGUUAGGCUUGAAGUCCUUGUAGUGCUUGGUUUCCUCAGUUUUGUAGGAGAAUAAAGAAAUCUGGCUUAGAUAGUUGAUGGUCAUUACCACCAUUUAUUUUUAGUUGGAUUCUCUUGGGAUGAACUUAAAUCUGCUGUGUGAAGGAUUUGUGUAACUGGUCAGGUACUUGAAGUGCUUAGAAAAUGAGGUCAGUUUUGAGUGGUGGCUGAAAGAACUGUGGGUAGGUGUUUUAAAUCAUUACCUUUUGCUGAAUAGUGAAAUACAACAGUUGAUUAGCCAAAGGUAGAGCAGUGUGUUGUUUGGAGUGUGAUGGGUAGAAAAGAACGGGCUUUCAAUGAUUUUAUUAACGGAGAAGCUGUGGUGUUUGUAUUAAUGAGGAGAAUUGCUGGCUGGGUAUAAAGGUUCUCUGCUUAUCAUGGAAAGGGCAUCAGAGGAGAAGCUUUAGUUCCCUUUUUAAGGGAGCUUGUUUCACAGUAUCCAUCAGUUACAGUCUUAAAGUAGUGAUUUCAUAGACACAAGGUGGAAUGUAAUUUGAAAAGCUAGUUGUUUGGGUUCAUUCAUCUCCUUGGGUAUUAAUCAAGAUACUGAUCAUUGUAAUGGAAAUGUUGCAUACUUGAAGUAAUAUCUCAAAUUAGGAAACAAUAUCAUUGAUUUUGGAAGAUUUAGUGGGAAAUGAAGAUCACCUGGGCCUUUGAUAGCACAUACACACCAAACACAUUUUUCUGUAAAACAGAUGAAUCUAUGUAUUGCUUCACUGCAUUGCCAGAACAGUAUUCUCACGGUUGUUUCAAAGUCUGGAUGGGUGAUGAGAACGUGCUUUUUCAUCUUGCUCUCAUAUUACUCUUCAGUAGUUUUUAUGGUGGUUUUGCCUCAGUUAUCGAUGGGAUUGAGGUUCUCUGUGUCAAUAAUCUACUGCACUAAAUUUGUUAGCAUCUGGUAAUACUGGUAUUUUUUGUUUUGAUGCUUUCCUGCUGUUUCAAUCUAAGGCAACUUGGAUGUACCUGGUUUGUGUUCUCAGCAUAAGCCUUUCCAGUGCUAGCUGCUUAAGCUCUCUUGGCUGAGCUGGAUUUACUCUUUCACAUUACUUAUGUGCUUUGAGCUUGAGAGUCAGCUCCUCCAUUAGAGGCAAAAGAGGCUGCGUUGGUGAUCUUCCACAGCUGUUGAUGUUAUCUGAAAGAGCUGAGUGGGCUUGGUGGCAGAGCAGAGACCGAAAAGCACAGUCCAGGGUUUGCAGCAGAUCUUAUGUGCUUACAUUUUUACAACAUGUGCUUACAUUUUUCACUCUGUUGCUCAGAUGUUUUCUUCUCCAGGAUGUUGUGGUUUUACAGUUCUCAGCUUGUGACUUUCUGCAGCAUACAAUGUGAUUGUUUGAAGUUACUGUCUUGUGGCAAGGCAGAUGGGGUGAGUCUUAGACUGAAAUAGAUGUGUAAAUUGUAAUCCGUUUCCUUCAUAACAUACAUCUAAACUUCAGCUGUUCCUCUCUCUUUCAAGAAACAGCUACCUAAGAAAGAACGGGCCUAAAAUGGAUGCAUCAUUCUUUAAAUCUGUAAAGCUGCAUAUUCCAUAAAAAAAAUACAUUCAUGAUAUUGACAGAUAAGAUCAAUAAUUUGUCUCAGGUAUAAGAGUGGUAAUAGCUUUCCAAAUUCAGUGAGACAUCACUUUGCUUGGUGUCAAACUGGUAGUAGAUCAGGUGGUGGCUGGGUAGACAAGGCUUAGGGUGGGGUGUCUGUGCUGUUUCAGAGUACUUGUUCCCAUUAGUGUAAGUGAGGAAAACAAGGUGCAUGACUUUGUUGACCUUGCUUAGAACUGAACAGAAUGGGACUUUGCUCUUUUUUAUUAAAUCUCUACAUAAAUAUUGCCAUUUGCUUCCUCAAGGAACACUUGGAUAUGCAAACAAAGUAGCCAUUGUAAAAAUGGUGUUUGACACUGUAAAGACUGAAGACUGAAGUUUUCUUAAGUGUCAAUAAAGUCCUGAAGCUUGGGCUGGAAUCAGUUCAGUUUUUGCAGGUCAUUGUUUUUGCAGUAUAACAACAUGCAAGCAUCUCAUAAAUUGUACUUCAUCUGGCACUUGCUAUUCUGAGUUACUGUUUAAUUAUCAUAUUUCAUGAUUUUAAUUACAGAAUUUGCUUUUCUGCUAUUCAAGGUGAUACUGGAGAUAUUCUACUUUGAAGAGUUAUUUUCAAAUUUUUUGUUUUUAGUAUGUUGUCUUUCAGUUUACAGUUACCUUAUCUGGGUGCAGUGGUAGGAUGUUUGCUUUUCUUGUUUUCUCUUUCUGUAAAUAUUAAGGUAAGUAACCGAUUGCAGCAGUGCAGGGUCAGGUACUCGCUUUUGUUUUGAAUGAGACUUUCAUAAAGAAAUUUUAUCUUGGUGAAAUGUACUGAGAAGCAUGGAGGAUACCUUUGAAACUGAGUGCCUGCACAGCUGUGGACUGACCCACAGAGGCUGGAAAUGACCAUCAAACUGUUAGCAUUCUUGGCUUCAAAACAAAACUGGUAACAGAUACUUCUGCAUCUUUGAAGAGCAGAAAAAAGCUGUUUUAGUAUCUUAGAGCUAAUUUUCUCAUCUUAGUUGUUUGCCUACUGCAAUAUAACGCAUGGCAAUAUAAUCUAAAAGUAGUAGAAUUCCUAAUAUAUUUUUAAACAUUUUUUGAGGGGUAAGGCUUAAUAUGUGAGUAAGGUUCUGUUAAAGAAGGAAAGGACAAAACUCACUUUGAUAGCUAUAUUAGCACAGCUACAAGAUAAUUUUAUUAUUCUUUCAUAAAAAACCUCUUCCCAUGUGGAAGGUGUUUGCUGUAAUUUUUGUUUCCAUUACUAACCUGUGUCAUUACCAGUAAAAAUUUUUAAUAUUUUCCUGUUUGGCUGUGGUUGAUAUGCAUAUCAUGUUAGCUUCUUUAAACCCCUACUUUUUAAAGGAGAAAUGUUUUUUUGUUUCUGCUUUGAAAGCCGCUUUAAAAACACUUGGCAUUUGAUAGUGUUGGUCAGUGGUUUUGGGUUUUUUUUUUUUUUCUGGAGGAUGAGGUGAUCCAAACUCCACUGAUUUGGGUGUUCAGAUUUUGGUUAUGGAGUCUUCUAGAGAAUGAUUUUGAAAAAGAAGAAGAGAUCCAGGCAGGAACGAUGUGGAUCCUCUUAUAUUUAUGCUUUUAAAAAUAGUUUAGAGAAACAACUGCCAGAAGUAAUAUUUCUCUCCCUGCACUAAACACCUGAUAAACGGCUCCAGAACCUCAGGCCCUGUCCAGCUCUAUUUUCUCACUAUUUCUGUGUGCCUGAAUUAGAAGUGAAGUAUUUAUUUUUCUCUGGUGUUGUUUUUGUUUGAUUUUUGUUGUUGUUGGGGUUUUUUUCCUUUCUUUUUCAUUUGCAGUUUGGUGUUCUUGGACUGUUUUCUCCUUAGUUGUUAAAUUGUUUUUUGGAGAGGUCGAAGGUAAUGUGUAAUUAAAUUCAAAUCUUUACCAAACAAAUACUGGUUUCUCUGCUCCAAGGGGGCUUGCUGCCUUUGGAGCUACAAUUUCUAACUUCGGAACAAAAAUGAAUGAGUCAAUAAAUAAAAUUAGUAAGAGUAACAAGAUAACUAUGGCAAGACUUGAGGCUUGUGCUUUUGUUUUGAGUUGCCUUAUACUAGGUGUGUGUGAGGGGAGCAGGGUAAUUUGUACCCCAUUCACUGCCUUAAACAAUUCUUGUCUUUGCCUUGGUAUAAAGAGUGAAAUGCUUUGGGCAAGUGUUUCAUGUGUGGACAGGAAGGGCAGUAGGGUUGUAGCUAUUAUUAGGCUGUGACUAUACACUGCCAUAAUGCCACAUCCUCUUCCCUGGACCAGGGAUACUUUGGAAGGGGAGUCAGAAGACCCUGAGCCUGGAAGAAAUCUUACUUUUGGAGUGGUGGAUGCAAGCAGAGCAGCAAAAAAAAAACUCUGUGGGGGCAGAUCAGGGCGGGCAGCUCAGAAUUGUGAAGAAGGUUUUUCAGAUUUGCACUGGCUUUUGUGGAAUGGAGCCUGAAUAUUGGUGGGGAGUCAGUGCCAAGGAAACCCAACAAUGCCUGGAGCACACCUUGGUUUUUUUCUGGGAUGGAAGGGGUGAGCUGGGCAGUUGCCCUGCACUGCCUGAGCUGCUGCUGCUCUGACUUUCAGAGAAUGGAGUGCAAACCAGUGAUUUCAGUUUCAGCUGUUUCCAAAGCAGGCCUUUCCGAUGUUGCGUUUGCCCGUGUCCGCCUGCCGAGGCGUGCAGGGCUGAGCAGGCAGUGUGCCGCGAGAGAGCAGCAACGCAGCCUGGCAGCGGCACAGACACGGGCCAGGGCUGCAGCAUGGUCCCCCUGCAAGCAGUACAGCCUCUGCCUGUAAGCACUCUUAAAUCCUCUAAAUCCUUAGAAAAAGAGGUGGCCAUUCAAAAAGUGAGGACAGGUCACUAUGGAAAGGUUGGUCUUAGGUCUUUGACACAGGAAUGAGUCAUUAAUGUGAUAUCUGUAAGCAGUUCAUAGGUUGCCAUUUGAAAUUCUUGAAUGAUGUUUGUAAUGAUGAAGACUUGGGAUUUGCUUGAUUGCACUUGCUCUUUGUCCCCAGGGCUGUGAAAUAGUUGGGGACAAUGUACUGUAGUGGGGCUAGGUGUCAUCUACCAAGAUGCUCUUUUCAAAAUUAACACGUAAGCACAAACCCUGUGCAGCUCAACAGCACUUAAGCUCCUUUUUUUGUUAUUUAGUACCUUACUGAAUAUCAAGAGAGGAAUUGUACUUUCCUAAUGUCUUUCACCUCCUCUAAGCUUCAUUUAACUUACCUUUAUAUUUAAAAAACCAAAAUGCUGAACACAAAAUUAUCUCCACCUUUUAAAAUGCAGAAUGGUGCAUUUAUCUUGGGAAUGGUGGAAGACGUAUCGUAAAUAGAAAUUUCUGCACUGUUAGGUUAUUUAGCAUAUGUUAACAUGCUGUUUUCAGACCUUGAACCCUAUUCUAUUCCCAGAUUUAUUGUUUGGAAAGGAGAAACAUGGAUCAUGUCUACAGAUACAUACUAUCUCUUUUAUAAUUUUGGUAUAGAUGACCACUUAUUUUCAAGUUAACACAGCUUUGGCCAAAAGGAAGAGAGUAAUAAUAAUUGAAUAAUAAAUUUGAAUUGAAUAAUAAAUUGAAUAAUUGAAAAGCAGUCAGUAUGUUUUCCAAAUGAGCAUUUGUGUGGUUUUGGUGUACUAUUCUGUCUUGAGGUGGUGGUUGUUGUUACUGCUGUUUGUUUUUUGUUUUUUUUUUUACUUCUUCAAAAUGGAAAAUAUCUCAUAUUCUGACUAGUAACUGCAGGGAAUACAAUACUAUAUUGGUAGCUAUAAUGAGGCAUAUACAGGUCAGUAUACAGUAUAGUGACUGUUCUGUGUCUUGGAUGAUGGCUAAAAUCAGUAGUGCCACAUCAGAGCCCCUCUUUUUCAUAGCUUCUAAUUCUGCCUGUAAGGAAAUGUGUAUGUAUACUAACUAAACAUCUGCAGUGAGCUUGAUUAUUCUGAUUGUACACAGUCAAAUCAGACCUCUCCAGGACAUUAAUAAUUUAAUGUGUAGGUGCCAAUCUGUUGUCUGUGGACUCACUUACAUGUGCAAGCAUUCUGUUGCCCUUUGUGUCAGAUUUAUUGGAUUCACACAGUGCAUGGUUUAAUGUUUAUGUGAAAUGAUGAGCUUGCUGCAAAUGAGCUCUCUGCAGUGGUUUUAUCUGCAGUUGUGAACAUCCAGAAGUCUUGAAUGCCUAAACUGCAUGCCAGAGCUUAGCAUUGCAUGGUACUGUGAGAGUGCACCGAGUCAGUGAGGAGACUGCCUAGCUCACUGGUGUCAUGAUCACUCCAGGUCCCAGCUUCUCCUGUGCUGCUUCCUGUGGUGUUCCUGCUGUACCCCAGCUCUUUACCACCUGCAAUUAUUGCAAUAUCUUAGCCAGCUUCCUUGACCCUGUGACCCUUUCUGAGAAAAAGGAAAGAUGCGUUAUCUGCUAUUCCCAGGAAUGCUUUCCCUCUUUUGGCCUUUUGUAGAUGUCUGCUUGCAGACAGCCCCUUUCAAUCAGCUCCUAUCUAUUGCUCUUUAUAAGCUCGGAGGCGUGCAAGUAGCUCAAGUUUCAGCUCCAUAAAGAGUAUGCUCCAGGCCCAGAAGAAUUUUAGAUCAAUCCAUCUUCCUAUCCAUCCCCUCUUUGUCCCUGUACAGCUGUUGCAAUUACAGCAUACACCUGGAAACCAGAUACCUCUAACAGACAUCUGACAGCAUAGGAAGGUGUUUGAGUUGCAUCAAUGCUAGAUUAGUGUAUUGUUUUCUUACUGCAGUCUCUGUAUUCUUAAGGUGAGUAAAAUGCUACCAGUACCACCAUGAACUUUGAGUCCUUUCUGUUCACUUGGGAUUUGCAGAUCUUUCUGUUUUAGCUGAAAACAGCAGUUGAGUAGAUUUACCUAUGUUAUAGAUAAGUGGUGCCCUGAAAUUUUUAACAAAGAUGACACUAUUCCAUUAAAUUCUGUUUUGUCUGAAAAAAGAAUUGGUAUGAGAAUUGGCUCUUCUUUUAGGGCUGUUGUGAUUCUGGUGAGAUCAGUUGUAAUAUCAGUGAUGGCCAGAUAGAAUCAUUAGGGAGAACCUGUUAAUCCAACAUACAGACUAUUCUUGUCUGCAGUGGAGAUUAACGAUCAGGAUGCUUAAAACCUGCCAGAUUGACUGUCAUGUUUUCAUUGUCAGAUGAUCCACUAGAUCAGUCACUAUCCUUGGGGAACUCAGGUUUUUAUGAGGUUUUUAUGAUACCUGAGAAGCUCUGUUGUGUUAGCUUUCCCUCCAGUCACUCAGAGCAUGUGAGGCUGGUUUUAGCUGUGGUCUGUCAUGGAGCUACAGGCAGAAAAAUCCAUCCAAGGUGUUGUAGGAGUAUACUACAUGGUUAUUGGCGUGGUUCAUGUUUGCAUCUUUCAGCCAAAAUAGACUUCUAAGUAGAUCUGAUAUGUCAUAUGAUACCAGUGCUCAUGACAGGACCUUUGCCAGCAUGUCAAAGGACUUUGGGACCCCCGGAGACUUACUGACCUUGAAAUGGUUCAUAUCUCCCUUUUUGACUCUUCCUGAUCCUGUAUUAACUGCUGCAAGGGAAGACUUCAGAUACAUGCCAGCUUUUGUGUGGACAAAAGUAAGCCACUUAAGAUGCAUUGCAAUUUGUCAUAGGGCAAAAGGCCAGGUUAUAUGAGUAAGUUGAGACUUCCACCUCCAUCAGAUUGUGCUGGAAUAUGCAGAUAGCUUAUUAGAUACACUCAGACAGAACUGUGCUACUUUUAUGGCUUUUAAAUAAUGUUCUGGUGCUAGAAAUCUGUAUGAGGAGAUUAUAUGUUACAAGCCCAAAGUUACCCAAAGAUAGGAGGGUCAAAGAGGAUGAUAAUUUUGGCAGAGUUGUAGUCUUUUUUCAGAAAGAUGCCAAACAGUUACUUCCCGUGAGACAAAGCACUUCCUGUGAAGACCGAUAGAGGGAUAAGAUAGAUACUUAGCUAGAAAUGUCAAGAAUAAAGUUAGCUCCUUUUACAUAUGCCUUUUGCAAUCAUGAUAAUAAUGUAAGGGUUUUAGUUCAACUUAGAUUUAAACUUCUCCUUGAUUUUGUGCUUGAUAUUCAGUUUUGUCUUCAUACAUGUGUAAUUUAGAUUUAUAAGGGUGGAAAGGACCAUUAUGAUCAGGUAACCUGAACAGAGUCCAUGGACUUUUGCCUAAGCUUGUGCCUACAUUAAAGUUACUGGCUGACUUCCAACAAGUUACUGAAAAAGAUCUCCAGUUGUGAUUUUAAUAUUAACCUUCUCUUGCUCAUUCUCUCCUUCUCCCAUCCCCCUUUUGUUAUAUCCUCUGUUACCUGUCUCCUGCUCCUUUUGGCAAUUUCUAUCAUGCUUCGUGCAGAUGGAGCCCCUUUAUUUAAUUGCUUUCCUGUUAUUCUAAUAAAACCUGAAGACUUCUUUUUUCCAGUAAGGAAAAAGGAUUUUGUGUUAAUUAGCCUCUAUGCAUAUGGUUAGAGAAAAAAUACUAAUGUUUUUGUGUGGUGGGACAGUAGGAGUCUGGAAUCUAAUCUGUGCUGUAUGUCAAGGAUGUGUGAAGCUAUAUACCAUAAUUAAUUUCAACUUUCAUUUUUCAUAGCAGGAGCUAUGCUUUCAUUAUAACCCGAGAAAUGAGAAAUACUUUUUAAAAAUAGUGACCCAGCUUCAGAAGAAACUGUUUUUUGAUUUCUGAUCCAAUUAUCUGUUUGGUACCUAAUGUCCCUGCCUGCUGAAAUAAUAAAAAAAUUAAAUACUUUUAAAUUGUCACUUUUCUCCAUGGUAGCUACACAUGGAGUCUGAAAUCCUGCCUCUUGAACAUAUUUAAAGUUUUCUGAGCUGUGAUACUUGGGGAAAUAUCUUGACCACCUCUCCCCCCAUUUUAUAUUUCAAUGACACGCAUAUAGAGUGUCAGGACUCCUAAAGCUGGUCCUAAAUUCCCUAUCUAGUCAACAAAAAUGGGUGGCUUUGACAGCAUUUAGAGAAAUUAUCUUUUUCCCGAGUUUGGCCAUUUAAGUCAGGCACCUUUCCAGACAGGCAGCACAGCCAUGUGGAAUUGGGACAUAAUUUUACCAAGUGAAAAUAGAUGUUUAAUUGGAGAACAAGACUACUUUGUGUAAUGCACAGGAGUGGUGAUUGGACUUGAUAUUCUUUAUAUGUUAGGCAAAUAAGAGGCUUAUGUUUUCCUUGAAAUAAUUGUUCAGAGUCUCAGAAAAUAACCCCAAGUUUUUGAAGUUAUCUUUUCCCGUAAGUGGAAACCAGUAGGUAUUUCACAGGCAGGCUGGGUUUUUGAAGUGUGCUAAAGUUGCUUAUAAAUCCUAGAUCCUUAUUUUGUCACUUAAUUUACAUAACCACCAUAUGGCAACAGUCCAUCUACCACAUACUGGCUGUAACUAAUUUUAACAUUAUUAUUCAUCUUUUUUCCAGCAACAGAAGGAAUGAACUUCUGCCGUUUGGAAUCGUAUACAUUACCUAACGUGUAGUAAAUUGGUGUCUUUUUUCUUAGAUAAAAUGCAGUCUCAUCAUUGCAGAGCUGAAAACUGGAAAACAGAACACGCAGAACUGUAGAAUAGAACUAAUUCCUGAAUUGUUUCUGAGUCUUUAGAGAUAGUUUGUUUUGAUUAAGGUUUAGGGUUUCUCUGCUUACCCAUUGUUAAUGUGAUGGAGAUGAUCUGUUGAGUAAAGUGGUGCAACUUGGGAAUAGCUGUCUGAAUAGGUGGUUGAUAAUGGAGAAAAAUGACUGAAAGCAGGAGUUUUCAUGUUGAGCUGAAUAUUCUGUCUACCUCUUGGAAAGAGCAGAAGAGAGCUGGCCAAGGUCUAGAUUAGCUGACUGAUCUGUAGGAUGUAGUUGCUUAGCCAAAUCAUUAAGCCUUGAAAGGUAGCUAUUAAUCAUCCAUGAAGGCUUUUGUGUCCUCUCUAGAGCGCUGCUCAGGGGAAGCAGAGACGGCCGGGCACACGCACAGGGUACCAGCGAGGGGAGGCAGCUGCUGCGGACCAGGUGCAGCCUGUGUGCUGGUCUGGGGAAGAUGAGAAACAGGAAUACUGCAAGGCAUGGUUAUUUAACCUGUGAAAGAGGCCUGCUGGUCAUGAUGAAGAGAUUGCUUUUAAGGAUGCAGGAUGACGUCCUCUUUUUCUGAGAAAACUUAGGCAAGCUGAGAAUGAUGGGGGUGCAAGGAAGAUGUGGAGUCUGUCUUUACUCUGUGGCAAGGUCAGUUGACUUUUUUCAAGGAAGGUUUGUCUGACCUCUUCAGGCAGUUCAUACAUUUCAUUAUUUUUACCAACAGAAAAUUCUCUUGGCUUGGGUGGAAACCUUGCUGUUAAAAUCUAAGCCUGUUUCUUUCCUUUUCCUGGAUGAAUGUAGGAAACUAACUAUUCAGUCUCUCCCUGCAUCAGUGUUUUAUGUGCUUGAGGGCUGUUAGAAUGUCAUGUUUUAGUCUUAAAUUGUUUGGACUCAAAAACUCACUGUUCUGUGUUUCUUCCAGGGUCAUGUUUCCUGGAAGUGUUCUUGCAACUCUCCUAUGCAUUCCUUCCAGUUGGCCCACUUGAAUUUUUACUUAUUUAUUUUUGUAUUGUGAGAACAAGGCAGUAUCACAGCUGUGCCUUGCAGGGCAGAGAGCUUUUACAGAUUUUGCAUUCUGUAUUCUGGCUUAUGCAUAAUUCUGUUGGUACCUUAAGAAACCUGUUACAGCUUGAUGUUGACUUCUGUUUGACUUGUCUUUUAUAUCACUCAAGGUCCUUUUCUACACAACUGAUUUCUAAUUGGCUGUCUCCUGUUCUGUAUUUGUGUGGUUCAUUUACUCUUACAGUAUCUUCAACUUUGUCCCUGUUGUGGUGCAUUCUGUUUUUUUUCACAGACAUUAUUUCCUUUUUUCUGUCCACAGUAUUUUUUCCUUUGCAAUAGGUUCAUUUCCUUCUAGGUUCUUGCCAUCUGUAAAUUUAAUAUGCACUCUCUGAAUCAUGGAGUAAAUGCUGGAGUGUAUUGCAGCCAGGACAGACUCCUGGUGAACCCCAUGUGACACAUCCUUCUGUUCUGAUGCUUACUCAUGUAUGGCAAUGCUCUGGGAGAAAAUGCAAACCUAGAUUCCCAAUUUGAGAUUUUUUUGGCCAAUGUAUGUAAUUGUACAUUACAAUGUACAUUAAUUAUAUUAAUAUAAUAUAUUAAUUAUUAAUAAAUUAAUGUAUUACAUUAAUGACAUUCUCUCUACUUAAUUUUGGGAAAUAUGUGUACAGUAAUGACAUCUAAAAGAAUGCUGGAGUUGAAAACUGUGACUUGCUAUUGCCUGUUGUUCAGGUCUGUUUGCAGAGGAAAUAUUGGCUGAUAUACUGGAAGAAAAGGAAAGAAUGACUGUGAUGCUGUACUACCCCCCAACUAUAAUGUCCUUUUUGAGGUACAGAUUAUCUCAACUGGCAGCAGGCCCUGCAAAUGUAAAUGAAGACAAGCUUUAUGAUUAAAGAAAGGCAGUUGUAAUUCUUUUUUUGGUAUAAACAAAUUCCUUUUAAGUUUAAAAUCAGAGUUGUACCAACCACAACUGUCUUUACCUUACAGCAUUGGCCCAUUCUAACUUUUGUUUUUCAUGGGGAGAUCAGAGGCAUUAGAAACUACUUUUUAAGAAGCAUUUCUCAUUUCCAGGUGCUGAGGGUCAAGGAGGAGUUGAGCAUUUAUGUUGAGCAUUUAUCUUUUUUAUUUUUUUUAAAUACAAUUUUCCAAGAAAGACUACUUCUUUUGAUGUGUGAUGUGUAUUUUUUACCAUUUCCAAUUGCAGAGGAACAUUUUUCUCUGACUUUUGUCACUUGUCUUGGGUGUUCUCGUGUCACCUCAUGAGAGCAAUAGCUGUCUCAUUGCUCUGGGACUCAGCAUCACAAGAAUUGACUCAGUUUAGGAUGAUGGAGUUGCCUGGAUGAUGGGAAGGGAAGACCUUGUGUAGUUUUGUUACUCUAUUUUUUUCUUUUGCUACCAGCAAUGUCAUGAUUCCCAGCUUUCCUUUACCCUUCAUUUCACUUUUGACUGCUCUUUGCUUUUGCUCUUCAUUCUCUUUUGUUUGUUCUGUUUGGCACCUGUCUUCCCUGCAGGAGGACAUUUGGUGUGUGGGGAGGCAAGGAGGCCGGUUACCAGUCAAAAUAUCUUGUAUUUUUUCACUCCUUUCCUUCUUUCACACUUCCUGAUCCACUUCUGACAGCAGUGAAGUUUCCCAGUGUAAAAGCCUCCCUUCUUGCUCUCAUGGUGGGGACAGCACUAAGGGCAGUCAUCUUUCCAUCCCUGAUGGGACUCUGCAUCAGGCAGUCUUUUUUUAUAUUAUGUUGUAUUCUAACUAAAGUUAGACUGAAGUUGAUUUUAUUUUUUUUUUAAAUUUAAAACAAGACAAACUUUAUUUGAAUAAAAACUAGAAAAUUAAGUUUUUAAAUUGAGCAAACUUAGAACUCUUAAGAAAGGCAAACAGGAAAUUAAAAAAUCACCACAAUUUCUGAGCUUUUGGGUGAAUCCUUGCUUUAGCCAAUUCAGUAACUUUCUCAGUUAUGUCAAACUCUAUCCAGGCUCCUCAUACCUGGGAAGUUCUUUCUGUUCUUCCCUGAGCUGGCAUGGUGCUCCUUGGCAUGUUCUCUUUCCAUGCAAUGAUUUCAUUGCUUCAUCUUAAGCAUCUUGUAAUCACAAUAAACUACUCUCCAAAGAUGUUCUUUCCUCAUAAUUUCUGGCAGAUACUGUGUUUCCAAAAGAAAGUUACAAGAGCAUAGAAACAGUAAACAGAAAAUAACCUGUCCCACAGCAUUUGAGCCAGAGGGAUUGUCUUGAGCAUUGGUAAGUGCAUGGGGAAAGAGUAGAUGAGCAGGACAUGUAUGAUUACAGUUGUUUUGUUAGAAGGAAGCUCCUGAUAAAAUAAAUGUAAAGCAGGAUUCUGAGUGUCAUUACUCCUCUGGGAUUUUGGAAGAGGAACUUCACAGUUAAAUCAGAGUAUAAUUUUAUUGAAGUGUCCCUGGUGACUAUGAUGUCAUUAUUUCUUUUUGCCAGUGCCCACACUUAGCUGACCACUUUUCAUACAUUCAGGAAAAGACAGUCCCUGGCCUGAGAAAUUGCAGUCUAAGGCUGGAGAGAGGUGAAUACAUACAGGUUAGCUGUAUUUAUUGAAUUCCUAGUAAAUCAGGAAGAUGAUUGCUUAUCUGAUACUAAUGGAAAAAAUUUGCUUAUGAGUGAUGAUCUAAGAAGAGGGGUUUUUACCUAGAUUAAGAAAGAUUUCUUAUACUGUAAUAAAGUUUCACAAUUCGAUCUGUGUUUAUUAAUAGGUCUGCUUUCCUGAAACAUGAGUUAUGCAAAGAUUAGCAAUGUACAAAAAUGUAUAUCUUAAUCUGAAGCUCUGAGGUAAAACCAUUGUUUUAAAACCAUAUGGAUUUAAGAGGAACAAUUUAUCAGGCAGGUGUGAUAUUUAAAAAAAGAUAAGGUUGUGGUUACACUUGCGGAAAGAUUGACUGGUGGGGAGGAAAAGCAAUGUGCUGGUGAUCUGUAUAGGAAGGAGUCUUUUUUGUGAUGUCAGGUGUUCAGUGUGUUGAGAGCAAGGUGUGUGUUGAUUCUCUUUCCCUUUCAGUUCUCUGUACUUCAGGUUUUGGCUUGUCCUCUGCUCCUUCAGAGACAUUACUGAGUUGUGAACUGGAAUAAUUUUGCCCAUUGGGUCCUGUUCAGACAAGUUUCCUUAUAAUAUGAUUCAUUACUGUUUAAAAAAUUCUGCUAAUGUUUUUUUCUUUUUUAGCACUUGCAUAGAAAGGUUAGGUGGUCCAUGGUAUGGUAGGUGGUAUGGCUGUGCUUGCACAAUAUCUCGUGUGCACAUCAUCUCUUGUCUCCAGUGAGGGCUUCACUCUUCAGACCAUGGCCCUUUUCCUCCCUGUCAGACCUCUGGUAAGUGAUGCUCAUUCUUGCAUCAUGUAACAAGUAUUGGUUCUGCACAGCAGUGACUUGAGUGCUGCUUUUUUUCUUUUCCCAUGCUCAUAGGCUUAAACCCAGGAGCUGUGAGAACCUCCCACACAGUACAAGCUGCAGGACAUCCCUGCAGAAGUUCAGAAUUGAAUCCUGUGUUUGUAACUGAGCUGCAAGCAUGCCUUCUAGGAAAGUACAUCAUCUGAGAGGCUGCAAAAAAUUACUGAUUUACAGUAAUCCCAGUUUACUUAUUCCAAUGGGUAAUAAAUGUUCCCUUCAUUUUAAUUGGAAUUCCUUUGGCUAGUGAGUUUCAUGUUAGGUUUUGUUGUGCUUCUGUUGGUCUAAUAAGCUAAGAAAACAUCCAAGCCCUUGCUUUCAAACGGUGCUUUUAAGAAAUGUGACUCUGGAACCUUCUUGUGGUUUGUUUAUAACAUUUCUUGGCUUUCUAUAAAAUGCUGACAUUGGACUCAGGUUUCAAUAUCUGAAUUGCAAUCUCAGCUGACAGAAUGUAUGGAUUUUCAGAAAUUCUUUCCCCCAAAACAGAAUAUAAAGAGAAGACAUUGACAAUUUCUAUAGCUGUAGGCUCAAAAGUAAUCUUACAGAAAACUUGAGACAUUUCAUUACAGUUUGACUUUUAAUGGAUUAUUUUUAUUUAUUUUAUUAUUUAAUGGGUUAUUUUAUUUAUUUUAAUUUAUUUUUAAAAUUUUUAAUAUGAUGUGAUGCCAACCAAAGAUGCAAAAAAGCAUAGUAAAUUUAAAAACAAAUCAUGUAUAUUUAAAAACACAAGAGAAGUGUAAUGAAAAUCAAAACAUCUUCUUUUCUAAAAUUCUUUUCUUGCUUAAACUUCACUUUCCUCUGAGAAUGUUGAAUUUUCUGAUGAAGAGUAUCAGGAAAAAAACCCCAAUUAGCUCAUAUCAGUUGGGCACUGUACAAUUGUCCUACCUGUAACAGGUUCAUUCUUACGUACACAUCUGAAGAUCAUACUAUCCCUCAUAAUCACACAGUUAUGAGCUUUUUUUUCCAUUGGCUAUUUCCCUUAGACCAGAGCUCUUCUCUAAGUCAUUGAUUUACAGGAUACUGCUUUUCCAGAUCUGGAUGUUUGACGUGUAUUCUUUGUUUGAAUGAAACUAGCACUUCAAGCACCAAAGCCUCUGUGUGGAACUGACCCAUCCUUAUCGCUUCUGGCAUGCUGCUGGAGUUUGUACACUAGUUGCAGUGAUCCUUUUGUAUUCAGUUCAAUAAUAAAAGUAUUUCUUAUAGUGAGCUGUGAAUAGAAACUGUGUGCAACACCAUUUGAAAUACUUCUGUUUAGAAAUGCAUAAACCAAAUUUUCAGUUGAAAUCCAUUUUAUAUUCAAGAAUCUGCAAGUGGGUGAUGAACUAGAUACUCGUAUGGAGUUUUUUCAUCUUAUUUUUCUUAUCACCCUUAUAACUUGUUUUAAAACAGAAGCUACUUCACCAUGAUGUAAAAUAGUUUGUCAAAGCCUGUUAUGUCAGUAUAAUUUACUUUAUCGCCUAAACUUCUAAUCUCUUGCAGUAAUGGUAUUUGUGUGACAAAGCCUGUUUUGUAUAAUUCUCACUGAAUGACCUUAAUUAUGCUACCAUACUCAAGGCAAAUGGCAUCCCUAUCAGCCUUCCAUCAUUUUGUGAGCAAUCAAUACCAGUCUAUCCCUUUAGGUCAUCCCUCUUAACCUUCUUAAUAUCUAAUUAGCUUUUUGCUAUUUUUUUCUUCCUUCCACAUUAUACCAAUAUUUCUUAAAACUCAAUGUUAAUCUUCUCCCAGAUUUUCUUGUUUUUUGAAGAAACUCAUGGACAAGGCUCUUCUAGCUCCUGAGAAAUGCUAAGGCUGUCUGAACUACUCACACAUCCUAUUCUCAGAUGCUGGGAGGAUGUUUGAGCUGAAAUUGUGUUACACCUGGACAUACACAAUGGGGAAAGGUGUUCCAAGUGAAACUUUAUACCUGUUUAACUGUGUUUUGGAGAAACAGGUUAGACUGUAACCUCUGUAAAGUCUGAGUGGUCUCGGUGAGACCUUCCACGUUUUCCUCUCAUGUUUGAUGGCACGCGAUCAGCUGGACAGAAGGGUAAAGCAGCAUGAAAGGCAGUGUGUGGUAAGUUCCUGAGCAUAGCCCCAAGAUGGGAAACAAGAACUGUCCUGUGUCCCAGCCCACCCUGCCAUGCCUGUGCUGUGGGACUUUGUGCAGGUAACAAACUCGCUGCUUCUGGUUCUGAAAAACAAAGGAUUGCAUCUGUGCUUGUUUGUUAUAUUCCAAACAGCUGAAAAUUUUAUAAAUAAUUUUACAAUUUUGUGAAGAGUUUUACAGUUUAAAAAUUGUAAAAUUGUAUGUCUACCUCUUCAGUCUGGUUAGGCUUCUGAGCCACAGCCCACUACCUCAGCUAUGGUAGGAAAAUAGGGAAAACAUGUGGUCACUAAAUGUGUGCACAUACUUGGAGAACCUGGCUGAAGACUGUCUUUCACAACAAAGGCAUGAAGACAGUAAGGGAGAGGAAUUUGCUUUAGUUCCAGUUUUAAUAAACUUUUUCAUAAUUUGCAGCCUUGAAUUUGGUUUGACCCACUGCAGCAAGGACUUUUGCUGUGUUAAGUCAGGGUAUACUCACUGUCACCUGCAGUUUGAGACUGGUAAGAAGAUGACACUAAAAAGACAAGAGGUAGCUGAUGGCCCUGUUAGACUCCAGUACCAGAAUGGGUAUGUUAAUAUGUAAAAGCCAAACAUGUACAGCACAAAGUCAGCACAUGGCAGAAAUGUGCAGUGAUUUUCCAGUUUUUCUGACUGUUUUUGUAAGCCGUACAUAAUACAGCCUUCUUAAUCUCCUCUGGCCUAUGGAACUGGACUUGUGACUUGUUAAAGCCACAAGCAAGAAUGUCUGUUAAGUAAAACGAAUGCAUUUUAGUCAUAAGUAUCUGAAUUGAUCAUAGCACAAUUUAUUGCACAUGACAGAAAGUAUGAUUGACCAGGUAAAGAUUGUAUGCUGUGCUUUGGACUUCAGAAUGUGCAUAAAAUGUUGGUUUUACAACGCCCAGGAUUUAAAUGAUUAGAUCUUCAAAUGACCAGUAUUUCUGAAGCACAUGGGAUUAAAUUAUUAUUUUAGUAAACUGAUCCCCUUGAAGACAACAGAAAAAAAAAAGCCUUAGACUAGUAGGCCAAAUUCCUAUUGAUUUCCAGCUGGCAAGUUGAUAUCAUCUCCUUCUUCCUGCUUACAUAAUGCAGUCACUAAAAAAUAAUGUUGUGCUUUCUGUUUUGUGAUUGAAUUUGAUUUCUCUGAGAGUCUGUUGUAGCAAAUGUGUGCAAUAUCAGCAUUUGUGACAUAAAAAAAAAAUCCAAUUUUCUAUGUAUAAAAUUGGAAAUAAUUUCAUCUUUGACUUCACUACAUCAGUAAUACAUAUCUUUGAAAGAAAUGAGAGAUCCUUUUGAUACUUUGAGGGCAAUAGUAUGCAAAGCUAUCAUUGUCACACUCUAUUUCAACUUGUUUUAUCAUACUCUAGUCUUCCACAGCCCGUUUUGUAUCAGCUCUGGAAUUGUGUGUGUCAUCUGGCUUGGGAAUAUAUUUGCUGUGACUACACUUGCCAUAGGGUUUGCCAAGCUAAACAGAAAUUGGCAAAAGCCUUCUCCAUCCUGUGUCCAAAACAAACAGCCUGCUGUGGUAAGCACUUAGUCAUGUCAUUGUUUAGAUGUUUAUUUUGCUUACAAAUCUCAUUGGGUGGGCUUUCACUCUAAAACUAGUGGAUUUUCUCAGAAAGACCCAUGAACAGAUUGAUCUGUCCUUACAGCUGUAAACUAGUAUAUGGUCUGACUGACCUUAAGAAGAGAGUGAAAUUGGAGGCAGCCACAUCUAACUUUAUUCCCACUUCCCACAGACUUCACAAUGUGCAGCUUCAGAAGUAGGUCUGUGUUUUGGCAUGGAAUGUUUUCCAUAACAUUUUAUUAAUGUAGCAGAAUAUAUAGGUGAGCUUGUGUUUUCAACUGGUUGUCACUUCUAACUAAUUGGUAUUUACUGCUGCUGACAAUAUCUUCUCAGUGUACCAAAAUCCAAAAGCUUGGUAAAAGUUUGCUCUUCCUAAUGUGGGAUUUGGUUAUUAUAUAGGCUUAUUUCAGUUGCUAAAACUUUGUCACCUGUUUCCAUUUAAGAUGCUACAGUGUACCUGCUGGCUUCUUGCUGCCACUCUGGAGAGAAGGUCUCCCGUGUGGCCGGUGGUGAUCUCCCACCUGCACCUCCCUUGGACAGGACAAACAUUCCUAAACACCUUUUACAGUUGGAUAACUGGACUGAGCCCUUGGUGCCUUUUAUGCAAACAUCCUGCCCAACGGCUGCUUAACCUUGAAGGUUUCUAAAUGUCUUUGGAGAUCUUUUUCAACUCAUUCUGCGAUGCUGCCUCCCUACCUUCAGUGCAUCCCAAAAGUAGGCAGAAGAGCAUGCAAAAUCCCUUGAAAUGAGCCUGCCUGGCUCACUGCCAAAACUGUCUCCCAUAGUAUGUGUAAAAUGUGGACUUAUACUAGUAGCACUCAUCCAGGAGGCAGAGACAUGCAUGGGAUGCUCUCUUCCAACUGAGGGACUGGAGGUUCACAGCCCCUCUGCUGUAGCAAAGCACCGUAGUCAUGGGGCAGCUUGAAGUGUCCUGGUGAAGCCAAGAGGGUGUGUUUCAGCAGCCUCACAAGGAUUUAGCUGUGAAGAGGCAGGAUGCAAUGGAACAGGGAGAGUCUUCUCAGUAAAAGUGACCUAUCUCAAGUUAUGGGAGGAACUUGGGUAUCUGACUCUGAAUUUCAUUCUGGAAGUCAGCCUAAAAGAUAGGUGUUGGCACCUUUAAAUCUUUCACUGAAUCUAACCCAAAAAGGUAGGAAAAAUAUCAGAACUGUUCUAUACUUCUAAUGCUUUCAUACGUAUCUUUGCAAUUGUUCACCCUGUAAUGUUGAUGGGUAAAUAUCAGUGCUGACAGCUCUUGUGAUUUGGGCCAUAACUCUUGUGAAAUAUGUGACCACUUAUAAAGACCUGGAAGGUGGAUGAAAACCAGGAUGCACUUAGUUUCCAUUAAAAAAAUAAAAUAAAAAAAAUUUUUUCUUUACUUGGUAUAAAAACCUGGAGAAUUUGUCUUCAGUGGAAAGCUGAAGUUCAGAAGAUAAAUAUGACCCCAAGUGUAAUAAAUGACCAACAUUCCUAAUUUCAGCUAAUACAAUUCUGAGCCCUGACAUGACUUUUUGAUUGAAUUGUAGCUGCAGAACUGAACCUGGCAGAGUUAUAGAACAGUCUGCUGAACAUUAGAAGCAGUAAAUGGAUGGUGUGGGUAUCAGGCUGAUCAGGCUUGAAAACAAGAAAUCUCUCAGGUCAUUCCAGAAUAGAUCAAUUAUUCAUUCACCUGGCAUUACAGAUCACUUAAUCAUAUAUAAACUACUGUCUAGAAAACUUUUAAAUGAGGCUUUAUUGCCAACCUAAAAAGCCUGUUAACUUUUUCAACUCUAAGAGAAUAUUUCAGGGUGAUUUUUGCAAGGAGUCAACAUCCACAGAAAAGUUUUCUGCUUUCCCUACACUAUUUUACUUCAUUUUAAUUUAAUGCUUUUUUCUACUGAGUUAUAUAUAUUGUGUUAUAUGGCACAUGCAGGUACUGUGAUAUCAAAUACAAUGCAUCAGGAUGUAGUAGUCUUGUUAGUACCAAGUAUGUCCUCAAUAGCUACCAAUGACUGCAUAACUUUUAAAUUAAAAAAAUUGUUUAACCCCUCUAGUCUUUAUGCAAGCAAGUAGUACCAACUGAUUAAAACAUAUUUUAGCAAAGCCAUUUCUCAAAGCAAGGUUGUAAUGGAUGCAAAUGUAAUAACCUGGGGCUUAAGUUUUUAAUAAGUUUCAUGUGUUCUAAAUACUCAUUGAAGGCGGUGCUAUUUUGAAGCGAUGAUUGUUAAGAAAAAAAUCUUUAAGCAAACAUCAAAUGUAUGAGGGGAAAAAAUCUGAAUGUCUCUAUUAACUGUUCAUUUAAUCACAAAAUUAAAAUUUUCUCCACCGAGAAUGAGCUUUAAAAAUUACCUACAUUAACCAAAUUAACCUCUCUAGAGAAUUUAAAUUUAAUUGUAAAAGCAUAUUUUUAACUGGAAAAUACCUUAUUAAAUUACUUUUUUUUUGUUUUAGCAAAUGUGUAUAUGUUUUAGUCUUAAAUUCCUUUCAGUCAAUUAAACUCUUUUCAUGGCUGAUGUGACAACUUUAUAUAUUUCAGUUCAAAAGCAAAAGCAUUUCACUAUCCCAAAGAUGUGUGCUUGAGUCAAACGUUCUUCCACAAGGCUGCAGUUAUGAGUGUUAAGCAUUAAAAUCCUUUUUAUCCAACACGUAGUUCAUGGGAUACAGCUAGAUUGCACUGAGAAACCUGGACCCAAAUGGACCCUUUUCUGGAAAUCUGCUGAAGAAUAUGGAUGUCUUGUACACCAGCACAAGCUUGCUUCAAUUUCAGAUUCAUCUCUGGAAGGUGUUGUGCAAGAUUUUCAUGGUCCCUGUGGGCUUGCAGGAAGAAAAUCUCGUGCUGAAUCAGCGUAGAACCAUGCUUCCAAUUAAGUUUUGUGCUGGUAUUUCCUUUCCCCAGAGUGUGUGAGGCUGCAGAGCUCCUCGGUUUCAGCUAUGUGAGUACUAAUAUAUCUGUGCUGACAGUGAUCCAGAUGGGGCAGAGGCUGGGUUUAGGUGGAAGUGGCCAGAUAAGAUGCCCAGACUGGCACUGACACUUGGGGCUGUGUAGUCAGAGCGCACACACAGCCCAGCUGUGCAAUGGCAGCCCUGGUACCACUGAGACCGUGCUCCCUGCACUGAGAGGAUGGGUGUGCCCCAUGCAUGGUCCUGGGUGGUGUGAGACUAUGCUUUCCUCUUCGUUCCCAAGCUCCUUGAGGAGAGGCAGCCCUUGGACAUGAAGAGGCAGAGAAACCAAGGGUCAGAGCAGGAGCAUCUGAGCUGUCUGUUCCGAGGUUAUUGAAGGGGACAUUGAGGGCAAUGAGGUCUAGACUAAAGCUAAUCUCCUGAGACUCCCUCUGUAGUGAAUGGAGAGAGACUGUGACAUCUGUAAGUCAUUUACCACCUUUUUUAAGUCAUCUGUUUCAGGAUGAAGUGGUUGCUCUGGAGAGGACUGUUUCUCCUCCUGGUUUGAAAAAAAGCUUAGGGUUACUGUUACAUGCCUAAUCCAGUGGGGCAUGUGAAUCAUGGCUCCUGGACUUCCUGGAGGAUCACUGUCAAACUCUAAAACUUGUCACAGAUCAUGGUGCACUAUUCAGUUUAGUGAUAAAUAUAUUUAGUAUCUCAUCACCUGUGACCUGCAAACCCUAGCCUGAAAUCCACUGGUGUAACCAACACAUGGUAGUUAGAUGUUGUGAAACCAGUUAUUUUUAAAUAUGGACACGCUCAUUCAGUGUGUGCUAAAGCUAAUAAAGUUUAUUUUUGCUAAUUGCUUCAUGAGUUUAAAAUUUCAAACAAGAGUCUGUGCUAAGGUUUUAAAAGCACAGAAGCAAUAAAGAUACAUUAACAUGCUUAA